AUGCAUUGCAAUCAGUGGCCACAACAGGAGCAUCAAAGCUCGGAAAAGGAGGAUGAUCGGGCGUUCAACUGUAACGGCAUUAAGCCUUCGACGACCUCAUCAUCAACAACCUACAGCACCAAGACAACAACCAACUCAACCACUACCAUGGAACCUUCCACCAGCAUCGAGCUAGAAUCCCAAACCCUCGCUCCACAAGCACCCACCACCACCUCAUCUUCACCAAACCCAACCCCCGAUCCAACACAACAAAUGUCGCUACUCCAUCGCUUCCGCAAUUUCAGACCGAGCCCCAGCAAUAUCAAGGACGCCGUCAUCGGAGUCUCCGAUGGCAUUGUUGUACCAUUCGCCGUCGCUGCAGGUCUCACCGAUUACGGGAAUGCGAAGGUGGUUGUGUCUGGUGGACUGGCGGAGCUGUUCGCGGGGGCAAUCUCAAUGGGUCUGGGAGGGUUAUUGGGCUCGAAGAGCGAUUCCCUAGAAUACGACUGCAAGCGCCGCGAGAUCGAAACCAUGAUCCUCAACGAUCCCGCCGAGACCACCGCCCUCGUCAAGGGGAUCUGGUCUCCCUACCACAGCCCCGCCCUCACCGCAGCCCUCCACACCGAAUUCUGCGCUCUCCCCCUCGCGCAGCGAACGACCUACCUGCUCGAGCACCACCACCACCUCUCGCCCCCCUCAACCUCCUCCCCCUGGAUCAGCUGCAUCACGCUCGCCUCCGGCUACUUCGUCGGCGGCUUCAUCCCCCUCAUCCCUUACCUCUGCGUGAAGCGGAAGCAGGUGUUCCUGGCGUUCUUUUGCAGCAUUGCUGUAGUCGUGGUGUGUCUUUUCGCCUUCGGCUGGGUGAAGACGGGGUCGGUUAUCGGGUGGAAGGGACGGAGGGAGGUGCGGAUGGGAGUUUUGGGCGCGGUGCAGAUGGUCGGGUUGGGAGUGUUUGCGGCGGCGGCGGCGGUGGGGAUCGUCAAGGGCAUCAAUCGGGGGGAGAAGGGGGUUUGA
This is a messenger RNA of Letharia columbiana, 993 nucleotides long. RefSeq lists its product as uncharacterized. Bases 1 to 993 code for a protein of 330 amino acids. NCBI's taxonomy places the organism in Eukaryota, Fungi, Ascomycota, Lecanoromycetes, Lecanorales, Parmeliaceae. Gene Ontology annotation, molecular function: iron ion transmembrane transporter activity; manganese ion transmembrane transporter activity. Gene Ontology annotation, cellular component: fungal-type vacuole membrane. The transcript has 3 exons. The record is from RefSeq and is a predicted model, not a curated record. Gene Ontology annotation, biological process: intracellular manganese ion homeostasis.